This is a messenger RNA of Talaromyces marneffei, 1623 nucleotides long. RefSeq lists its product as uncharacterized. The record is from RefSeq and is a predicted model, not a curated record. Gene Ontology annotation, molecular function: transmembrane transporter activity. The transcript has a single exon. NCBI's taxonomy places the organism in Eukaryota, Fungi, Ascomycota, Eurotiomycetes, Eurotiales, Trichocomaceae. Bases 1 to 1623 code for a protein of 540 amino acids. Gene Ontology annotation, biological process: transmembrane transport.
AUGGGAUAUCUAGGUAUCCUCGAACCGAAAGAUAAGACCUAUGUCCCCGGUACAGUACUCCUCGACGAUACAGAUGUCGGGUCCAUCGACGACUUACGUGGACUGAAGCACGUCAAAGGCAAAAAUGGGCACAUCAUCUUGAACCCUCAACCAAACGAUGAUCCAAAUAAUCCGCUCAACUUCCCUCAGUCCCAAAAGCUUGUUAUGAUUAGUAUCACCUCCUUCGGUGUUAUUCUCCUUGGUGCCACCGUCGGCCCUUUGCUCAACGCCGGCUUAGUAGAAAUUGCCACGAAGUUGGACACAUCUGUGCCAAAGGUUGUUCAAGCGAGCGGUUAUCAGGUGCUGGUGGUUUCUGGAAUGGUCCUACUUGUGAAUGCGUUUGCACGAAAAUGGGGUAAACGCCCUAUGUUCCUGUUUUCGUCAUUGUUUGGGGUUAUAGGCAGCAUCAUCGGGUCAACAGCCGAUAACUAUGAGGGACUUUUAGCCGCUCGAAUCAUUCAGGGUCUAUCAGUAACCGCAUACGAGUCUCUUGCCCUGGCGAUGAUCGGGGACCUGUUCUUUGUUCACGAGCGUGGCUUGUAUACAGCACUGAUAAGUUUCUUCCUCGGAGCCAUUUCCAACUUCAGUUCCGUCAUCUGUGGCCCAAUCGCAGCCAACCUGGGCUGGAAGUAUUUAUUUCACCUGUUGAUUGUCUUUGGAGGACUGCAACUCGUCCUGCAGUUCCUUUUCGUACCCGAGACUCAAUACAAAAGCCCGCCUGAAAGCCAACUCAGCCAGGCUGACCCUCUUCAACAGAAGUCUUCACAAUCCCCCAGCGAGACGGCUAUCGAGGAUAUUAGAACGAAUGAACAACUCAACAUACCCAAGCAGUCUUAUAUCAGUUCUUUGAGGAUUUACACCGGGUCAUACUCAGACGAAAAUUUCUUUGUUCUCGCCUUAACACCAUUGCUAGCCUGCACAAACCUCGCGGUUCUGUGGUUUAUACUUUCCUCGGGCUACUUUCUCAGCAUUUAUGUUGCUACAGCAUAUGUUCUUUCCUCGAUCUUUUCGGCACCACCGUACUUACUCACGGCUUCUGGUGUUGGAUAUCUGUCUCUUGGCCCAUUUAUUGGUGGGUUACUUUCCUCGAUCCUGGUGGGUCUUACAAAUGAUCCCAUCGCUCGACGAUGCUCGCGCAAGAACUACGGCUAUUUUGAGCCGGAAUACAGGCUACUCAUCGGAUUUGUUUCUAUUCUGACAAUACCAGGGUUUGUGGGAUUCGGAUAUGCUGCUAGCACCGGCCAGUCGUACUAUCUUACCGCAUUCCUCCACGGUUUAGGGCUAUUUGGAAUCAUGUUUCAAUUAGUUCCAACUGCCAACUAUGCUCUAGAUGCAUUCCGCGAGAUGAGCACCGAGAUGUUCCUUUGUUCAAUGGCAGUCAAAAAUCUCAUUCUAUUUGGGUAUUCCUAUUUUGUCAACGACUGGGAGGCCCGCGACGGACCCUUGAAGGUCAUGUGGGUGUUCUGUGCAGUCGCAGCUGUCCUUUAUUUCACUUUUCCUAUCAUGUUCAUAUUUGGAAAGAAAUAUCGCGCCUAUUGGGGAUCCAGCAAGCUUGGGCAGAAGUUCGUCUCUCGGGGAGAGUGA